Caenorhabditis briggsae is the source of this 1224-nucleotide messenger RNA. Gene Ontology annotation, biological process: maturation of SSU-rRNA from tricistronic rRNA transcript (SSU-rRNA, 5.8S rRNA, LSU-rRNA). The transcript is spliced from 9 exons. NCBI's taxonomy places the organism in Eukaryota, Metazoa, Nematoda, Chromadorea, Rhabditida, Rhabditidae. The record is from RefSeq and is a predicted model, not a curated record. Bases 1 to 1224 code for a protein of 407 amino acids. Gene Ontology annotation, cellular component: small-subunit processome; nucleolus.
AUGUCUUCCAAAAAAGGAAAAUCAUCAUCGCAUAUCACUUACGAAGAUGAUAACGAGGACCUUAUUGAUGAGAUCAACACUUUUCACAACAAAGAUAGAAAAGUUGAGAAAAACGCUCUUCACAGAAAGAAAGUCUUUACUCGUCCUCAAGAAGUGCUAAAUGUUGAAGCCGAAGCUUCGGAUAGCAGUGAAGACGAUGGGUCUGACUUUGAUGACGACGAUGUUAAUGACAUCACUGAUAACAAAUGGGGAAAGGAGAGAAAGGAUUUCUAUGGUACUGGAUUCGUAGACAAAGAUUGGGGAGGAAUGCGAGAAGAAGAAAUGGAAGAUGCUCAACUUGAAGAAGAAGAUGCCUUGUCGCGUCAGAAGCUGAUCGAUAAAUCUACAGCUGCUAUCGCUGAUCUGUUUGAUGAUGACGAGGAGGAUGAAGGAGAACAAGAGGAAACAGUUGAAGUUGAGACUGUUCUCGAGUUCAAUGAAGAAAACGCUCAACGGAAGAACAAGAAAGUUGUGAAAUUAUUGCAACAAUUCGAAGCUAGGAAACGAAUCUUCCAACUCGUUGUAAAACCACUUGAGAAUGUGAUUAAGCAGAUUCCAAAAUGCGCACUCCGAUCACAGUUGGUGUAUGUCGCCCAAACAUAUGCUUCGUAUCUUAUGAACACUGCGUUCAUGUUGAAUUUACGAGCCGAACAGUUUGCGAAGGAGAAACUUGAAGAUCCUCUUGUCGACAUUCAUCCUGUCACUGAGGCCCUGAAACGACUCGAAAAGAAAAUAGUCGAAUGCGAAGAUUUUCUGCACACCAAUUCGGAUCAUCUGGAUGAGCUUAAGAAAUGGGCAGCUUCUGAGCCGGAAAAUAUGGAAGAAUUGAUUGCCAAGGUCGGAGAUGUGCAGCUGACUAAGAAAACGUUUGGAGCGGUUAUGAACGAAAAUCGUAUCGAUGCUGUUUCAACGGACGUUGCCUCUACUCAUCCUUCAUUCACUCCAAUGGAUGCUGAUGAGAAACGCAAAGCAAAUGACAAAAUCUCCAAAAAUAGGGAAUAUGCUGAACGCCGAGGAAAGAAGAAGGCAAAAACUAGCAAGACGAAAAAUCGCCGCAAGGUACACGCCAUCGAGAAGCGUGUCAAAUCACAAAUCGGAAACGUUCGACGCGAAACUCAGAAGUAUUCCGGAGAAGCCAGCGGAAUUCGUGCUUCAACAAUCAAAUCAACCAAACUCAUUGCAUAA